Molecule: messenger RNA, 6266 nt
Organism: Callithrix jacchus (white-tufted-ear marmoset)
Lineage: Eukaryota; Metazoa; Chordata; Mammalia; Primates; Cebidae
Gene: SHE
Product: Src homology 2 domain containing E
Molecular function (GO): phosphotyrosine residue binding
Source: RefSeq, a predicted model, not a curated record
GAAUGCAGUGGCCCCCGACCCCUGGCGCCUCUCCGUGUCUGGGCUGGGCCUCCUCGCUCGCCUGCUCCACCGCCGCGACGCUCCUGGUCCGAGCCGGCCGGGGCCCCCUCAUGGCGGCCAAGUGGUUCAAGGAGUUCCCCCUGAACCUGAAGACCGUGUCGGAGCGGGCCAAGCCUGGGGGCGGCGGCGGCGGCAAACUGCGCAAGAACUCGGAGGCGGGCGGCGCGGGGCCGGGCCCCGGCAAGGGCCGCAAGAACUCGGCGGCCGAGCUGGGGAGCGGCAGGGCCGGCGUCGGCCCCAAGGACAGCCGGCUGUCCCGUGACAGCCUGCAGGGUCUGAUUCAGGCCGCCGCGGGCAAGAACCGCAAAAACUCCCGGGCCACGGAGGAGGAGCCCCACCGGGGUGCGACCAAGAGCUCGGGCUGCAGCACCUACAUCAACAGGCUCAUCAAGGUGGACACUCAGGAGAAGAACGGGAAAACCAACUACCCCAGCAGCAGCAGCAGCUCCAGCUCCAGCUCCAGCUCCUCUUCCUCGGCGUCCUCUUCCCCUUCCUCCCUGGGGCCCGAGCUGGACAAGGGCAAGAUUAUUAAGCAGCAAGACACGGUCAUCAUUUUAGAAGACUAUGCUGACCCUUAUGAUGCCAAACGGACAAAGGGUCAAAGGGAUGCAGAGAGAGUCGGAGAGAACGACGGUUACAUGGAACCGUAUGAUGCGCAGCAAAUGAUAACAGAAAUUAGACGACGGGGUUCCAAGGAUCCCUUGGUGAAGGCUCUCCAGCUGCUUGACAAUCCCUGUGAACCCGCGGAGGGCAGCCUGAAGUCAGAGACCUUGGCCAAAAGACGGAGUUCCAAGGACCUGCUGGGGAAGCCGCCACAGCUGUACGACACUCCCUACGAGCCUGCAGAAGGGGGCCCCAGGGCAGAGGGGAAGGCGCGGCCCCCAGACAGCCGGCUGCCCGAGAAUGACGAGCGGCCCGCAGCCGAGUACGAGCAGCCCUGGGAGUGGAAGAAGGAACAGAUCGUACGUGCUCUGUCAGUCCAGUUUGAAGGAGCUGAGCGACCUUCCCUCAGGGAGGAGACAGUGAGGCAGCACCACCGGCAGAAGAGCUGGACCCAAAAGAUCCUGAAGCCAGCCCUCUCAGACCACAGUGACGGGGAGAGAGUGGACCCGGGCCUGCCCCUGGAGAAACAGCCCUGGUAUCAUGGUGCCAUUAGCCGUGCCGAGGCUGAGAGUCGACUACAGCCCUGCAAAGAAGCUGGUUACCUGGUUCGAAAUAGCGAGUCGGGGAACAGCAGGUACUCCAUUGCUCUAAAGACUAGUCAAGGAUGUGUCCACAUCAUAGUGGCUCAGACCAAAGACAGCAAAUACACACUGAAUCAGACGAGCGCUGUGUUCGACAGCAUCCCUGAAGUGGUACACUAUUACUCCAACGAAAAGCUGCCUUUCAAAGGGGCGGAGCACAUGACUCUACUCUACCCCGUGCACAGCAAGCUUCACUAAGGUUCAGCCCCUGCAAGCCGAGGGCAUCAUCAGCGCACAGCCAGCGUCUCAGAGGACAAGGCCGGAUGAACAACUGCUAGAAAAUGGGAGUCUUCCUUGAAAAGUCAGAGUGUUUGGUUCUUUUUUUUGCAUUUGUUUUGUUCUGGUUUUUGAGACGGAGUCUUGUUCUGUCACCCAGGUUGGAGUGCAGUGGCGUGAUCUUAGCUCACUUCAUCCUCCACCUCUUGGGUGCAAGCAGUUCUCCUGCCUCAGCCUCCCAAGUGGCUGGGACUAUAGGCGCAGGCCACCACGCCCAGCUAAUGUUUUUUUGUUUGUUUGUUUUUGUUUUUUAGUAGAGACGGGGUUUCACUGCAUUGGUCAGGCUGGUCUUGAACUCCUGACCUUAAAUGAUCCGCCCACCUCAGCCUCCCAAAGUGCUGGGAUUAUUGGCUUGAGCCACCACACCCUGCUGAGUCUUUGGUCUUAAAGUGAUUCCAUGACACUUGGUUUCUGACCUGUCGCUUUUCUCUUUGCUAAGUAGUUCUACAAUAAGAAAUCAUGACUUAGCUGGUCCCUUCCCCUCUGGAGCAGGGUUUUCUUUUUACGGUGUGACCCUCAGGAAAGGUUAGCCCAGAGUUCAGGAGCACCAGGGUUCUCCAGAAACGUGCCUGCUUGGAGUUCAGGAGCACAGGGUUCUCCAGAAACGUGCCUGCUUGUCACUCGGAAUACGUGGUCUCGAAACAAACCAGCAACAAAUCCGUAUGGCUUUUCCAGUUGACGGUUCAGACUGGAAGAGUAUGUUAUGUCAGACUCGUUAUCGGGGAAAUGGACGAACAGUAGAAAAUGUGAAUGAUGGGCGAGAAGAUGUCUUUCUCCCUCACAUGUCCCAAGGCAGCUCUGGAGUUCCUGGAAAUUCACAGCUUCAGAGUGUCGCCUAAGGAUUAUUUUGUUGGUCAGCCUUUCCAAGAAAGUGUAUGUUCUCUCAAUCGCUGUGGAUUUUCUGAUUUUUGUUUUAGCAAAUCAGUGAGAUAAGCAUAAAUAGGAAGGAAGAUACCCCAGGUUUAAGAAUCACCAAUACCGUUAGUCAUUGGCAUCAUCAUUAGAAUUCUAAAUUGAGAACAAAAGGUACCACAGAGAUUUCUGAUUAUUUUAAAAUUCUGAUUUACAUUUUAAAACAGCUCAACAGCUACUACUGAAUAAUUGUAUAGAACUUCUGAUGUCUUUUGUUUCAUCAUCAUUGGGCAUUUCUGUUGGUAUGGAAUAAUUUUUAAUUUUUGUCUUUAAAAUUAGAUUUGCUUUGUGUUUGUAGUAAAUUUUUUUAAAAUACAACCUUGAGAUCUGAUUGUAUGAACUGGGUCUCUGAAGCCCACAAAGAUCCAUUCUGUCCUGAGCAGACUGCCUUGCACUGUACAGAAGUGUGUGAAAAAACCUGGACCUUUUCUCUACAUACCAUUACCUAAUAUUCACAGUAUUAGGGGCUUUAUGAUUUAUCAUGAGCUUCUAGCACCAGUUUAUUGACUGAAAAAAGCCGCGGGAAUGGCAUACUGUGAGAAGAGUACUAUGGUGAGUGGCGCCAGAUCAAAAACUCAGCAGGUGUGUCUUUAUUCUGGGGGUGGUCAUCUGGGUCUCAAUACUGCUCCAGAUGUAAAUGUACUGACUGUCAUCAAUGAGAAUUAAUCUCUGUAGCUCAUAAAUACACAAAAAAAGAUGCUGAUCUGGUUAAUUUUUUAGGAAAGUAUACCUUACUAGUUACUAGUUACAUUUGACUAUAAGAUUUAGAGGUUAGUAAAUAUUUGCUUCUUUAUUCAGGUAAGAUCUCAGCCAAAAGGUUGUGUGAUCUUUGAUUUUAAAAAUUAAGAACUUCUUCUCACUGGAACACAAUCGUUUUAUUGAGAAAGAAUGUAGGCCGGGUGUGGUGGCUCACCCCUGUAAUCCCAGCAGUUCGGGAGACUGAGGGGCAGAUCACCUGAGGUCAGGAGAUCUGACACCAGCCUGGCCAACAUGGUGAAACCCCAACUCUACGAAAAGUACAAAAAUUAGGCCAGGUGCAGUGGCUCACACCUGUAAUCCCAGCACCUUGGGAGGCCCAGGCAGGCAGAUCAUUUGAGGUCACAAGUUUGAGACCAGCCUGGCCAGCAUGGCUAAACCCUAUCUCUGCUAAAAAUACAAAAAUUAGCUGGGUGUGGUGGUGGGCACCUGUAGUCCCAGCUUUGGGAGGCUGAGGUACAAGAGUCGCUCGAACCCAGGAGGUGGAGGUUACUGUGAGCCAAGAUCACGCCACUGCGCUCCAGCCUGGGCGAUGAGCAAAACUCCAUCUCAAGAAAAGAAGAAAGAAAGAAAAUUAGCCUGGCCUGGUGGUGGAUGCCUGUGAUCCCAGGUAUUCAGGAGGCUGAAAUUGGAGGAUCACCUGAGCCCAGAACAUCAAGGCUGCAGCUGAGACCUUGUCUCAACAAACAACCGAAAGGAAUGUUUUUCAGAUAGUGAUAGAAUUGUUUUCAAUGUGUAUUGGUUCAUGUACUAUAUCUUUAGUGUAAGAUUUUAAAAGUUUUUUUCAGCAUCCAUUUAACAAGUAUUUAUUAUCUUUAUACAAAUUAUUCAUUGUGUUAAACUUAGUUUAACAUUCUAGAAAUGAAGCCUUAUUUUUUACUUAACCUUAGUCUACAAAGGGAAUACAGCAGUUAUUCUAAUUUUAAUAAUGCUAAAAGCUGUAUACAAUUUUUCUUUGUGCACUAAAUGAGUUUUGGCCCAUACCCAGCAACUGUGAUGAAUGUAUAAUGAAAUAACAUUUUGAAAGCAGGCCAGAUACAUUAUUUAUUGAGCUUCUAUCAUAUGCCCAGUAUUGUGCUUCUUCGAUACUGUUUUUCUGUGAAAUCAUACUAUAUUCCUUAUAGAAUUAAAAGUAAAAGGGAGGCAGAGUUUAGAUAUUGUUCAGUUGCUGUACAGUUGUACAGGAGGUUAUAAGAAGAAAUACAGUAAAUUCGUGGGAAGUGAGGGCUAGUAAGCUCUUUUCUUCUUGAGGUUGUGACACAAGCUGACAAAAGCCAAGGAGUUCACAGCUGUGUGGUGGCACAAAGUCACAUAUGUUCUAAAAACAAUUAGGCCCAGCAGGGUGUCCCUAAUGGCUUCCUUGUUAAGCCUCCCUGGCCAGCUGAUCUGAAGCUCUGUGACAUGUUCUCUGAGCUCUGAAUGCUUUGGCUUUUUGUCAUUUUGUCUUGAGACAAGUAUUUUCCUGUAGUUUUCAUUCCUUUGAGUUAAUUCUGUCUCCCAGGAUAUUCUCUGGUGAGAAGAAUGUCUUCUAGUAAGUUUGCCUUGAGUUUAGCAUCCACAGAGCUGUGUCAGUGUUCUUCUUUACCACACGUCCUUUUAAAAAUACUCCUACUUCCAAUGACUGGCUAAGGUCAGUUGGUUAGUUUCAGGCCUAUAGAAUAGAGAGUAAAGGACCUUGCUGUUUACCUUGAUGCCAUACCCGUGUCUAUCAUGAUGGCCUGCAACCACUGGCGUUGUGUGUAUUUAAGAUAGGAAUAAAAUAAGGGAGAAAUGUUAAGAUGUAUGCAAAAAGGUAUACUAAUCUCCAUACUCUCUCGGGGGCAGAAGUGUCGUUUUAAGUUAUUUAAAGCACUUUCUUAAGCAUUUUAGAAAGCCUUCAUUCUUUGCUGUUAGAAGUCUCCAUACUUUGCAGAAUUGGUGUUUGUGAACUAGCCUCUGCCACAGGAUGGGGAGGUGGGCAGGUCGUUGAUAGGGGCAGCCAGGCAUUUUUGAGGCAGGUGGGCAAUUGUCCUAAUUUGUUAAUCGGUUUACGUAACUGUGUUACUAGUCUGUUAUUGGCUGCUAUUGGAUGCAUUUGACAUUUAACUCAGAAGAACUGAGGCAUUCUUCAGUUUCUUGCUAAGUGGGGUAGCCUUUCUGUUCUGUCAGAUGCCCUCUUUAAUUAAAGGUUAGCUCCUUGUUUCUCCCUCCUUCCAGGACCCAGGGAGCAGGGAAGUCUCAUUUCCUUUCCCUGCACGCCCUUGACUCUCAGCAGGAUUUCACGGAAACCCUUCUCAGAUCUCUCGUUCAUUAGUUGUCUCCUGUUUUCCAUAAACCAUCACUAGUUUGGCCUUAUGACCUGGUUAGAAUCAUUCUUCCGUAUUCUCAUUUCCAAUUUUUGUAACCCGCUAACUUGGACUUAGAGAAACUUGGCCUGCUGUGCAGUGGGCCUUCUCUUCAAACUUACCCUCCUUCACAACUGACCCUGUGUGAAGAAGGAUGGUGCAUUACUGCCAUCUAAUGGAAAAAGAGAAAACUGCAAUUGGGAAAACCAGCCGUGCAUUUAAGGGUAGGGUUUUCUGAAGGAUCUCCGAAAGGGGAAAAUGAUGACACAGCAGUUGCCAUCUUGAAAAAUGCCCUUUUCUGCGGAAAGGGUGCUUCGAAGCCUAAUACAGCUGUCAUCACAAGACCCUGGACUAGGGCUGGAUCGUGUAAUUUAGAAUCGCAAAAUGUAUUUCAGUGAAUAUGCUGGCAACAGAUCAUUGAGACAGGUAUCUCGUUUUGUCAAGUUCUUAACCGUUCAGUUACUUUGUCAGGGGCUUUAAUAUUUUAGAUAUCAACUAAUACAUAGUUUCAACUUUUAAAAAUAUUUAAAGAUUGUAUGUAAUAUAGGUCUCUAUCUGUAGUGCCUUAAUAAUUUAUAUCAGAAAUAUUUUCUAAAAUUUCUGGUUGUAUUGCAGUAGCCAAUACAGGCUUCAUGCCCUCCUGAAGAUGGUUCACUCUGAAAUGUAACUUUAAAUAAACAUUAUUCCAAGAAAA